AUGAGGCGAUGUGAACUAUGUACCGCGAGUGCCCUUCUUUAUUGUGAACCAGAUAUGGCUUACCUUUGCUUAAACUGUGAUGUAAGUGUACACUCGGCCAAUGACUUAGCUCAGAGGCACACACGUUUGCGUCUAUGUGCUAAGUGCUAUGAUCAGCCCAUAGCAGUUCGAUGCCUUGAUUUGAACAUUGACUUGUGCCAAAGUUGUGGGUGGAAUCACAGUAAUGGGAUAACAGGAAUGGGGCACCGGAACCAGGCAAUAAGUCGCCAUACAGGGUCAUCUUUGUCUGAGAAUUCUAGAAUUUGGUCUGCGGUCGCUGAAGGAGGUUCAGCUUCUGGUGGCUUUGGUGGCAAUGGUUGGGAGUUGCUAGUUGGGGGUUCUGUGGUAUCAAAGAACGAGAAAAUAUGCAUCAGUAACUGUUUGGAACGUAGAGAUAGUGAGGCAUCUUCGUUUGGGGUAGUGAAUACAGGCAAGUUAAAUGACGUACUAGCAGAGUCUAAUUGUACACCUGAGUUUGAGCCUUGGAUGGUCCCAUCUACUGUGAUUCCAUCAGAUACGAACUGCAUCCAGCUUCAGUGCAAAGAUCAAGCACCAUUCUUGCCUCUGGAGUCGAGCCAGCUGCAAAAGCUACAGGGUUCUUCAAAUCUAAGAGAUCUAGGAAUUCAGGAUGGCAAUGAUCUAUGUGAAGGUCUUAACAUGGAUGACGUUCCAUUAGACGUUGAAACUGACGAUGAGCUAUUUAGCUGCUCACAAGGUCCUUCCAGAUACCCGUUUGAGGAUGGAGAGUUUGAUUGUCUGUUAAUGGACCAGAAAAACGUAUCAGUCACCGAGUCUAAUGGUCCUCACAGUGACAAUCCUAUACAACAGGUAUCACCAACAGGACAACAAGACUGUACUCUGGGAUUUCAGUCGUCCUGUGUAUCAGAUGGUGUGAUUCCCCCAGUGAUGAAUGCUGGUAGCACUGUAAACUGCAGCUUGCUUAUGAAUCCUAGUUGCAGCAGGAACAUCAAUUUGGAGUUACUUAAUCCUACCGGUCAAGUUCAUUCAAGCAUGUCAUUAUCACUAUCCAGCAUCACAAGAGAUACAAGUCAUACAACUCAUGCAGAUUAUCAAGAUUGUGGACUGUCACCCGUCUUUCUAUCAGCAGAACCUUGGGACUCUACUCUGGAGGCCGGCAGUCCGCGAGCAAGGGACAAAGCUAAGAUGAGAUAUGAGGAAAAAAAGAAGACUCGCACGUUUGGUAAACAAAUAAGAUAUGCCUCUAGAAAGGCUAGAGCUGAUACCAGAAAACGAGUCAAGGGAAGAUUUGUAAAAUCAGGUGAAGAAUAUGAUUACGAUCCUCUUGUGAGAAGGAGCUUCUGA
Molecule: messenger RNA, 1362 nt
Organism: Argentina anserina (silverweed cinquefoil)
Lineage: Eukaryota; Viridiplantae; Streptophyta; Magnoliopsida; Rosales; Rosaceae
Product: zinc finger protein CONSTANS-LIKE 12
Exons: 4
Coding region: 1-1362 (453 amino acids)
Molecular function (GO): zinc ion binding; protein binding
Source: RefSeq, a predicted model, not a curated record